CCAGUGCGAGGCACUGGUUCGAGGGAGGGCGGAAUGGCUAUUUAAAGAGUGUACAGGGAGGGAACACGGCACUGAGUAAACGCCGCCAAACAAAUAACACCAUCGCCAUCACCAUCGUACCAUUAUUAUUUACAGUGGCAGACAUUCGAACCUGGACGAAAUACCAGGACUUCAGUCAGUGGUUUGUAUACGCAGUAUAGCCCGCGAUCGAAUCCACUGACAGCGACGUCGACAUCAGCCACCAUCCGGUACGGGACCGCAUAAAUUGAAAUGGGGAAAGAUUAUUACAAAAUCCUGGGGAUUUCGAAAGGAGCGGCAGAAGAGGACAUUAAAAAAGCAUACAGAAAACAGGCUCUAAAAUGGCACCCCGAUAAAAACAAGGCGCCCAAUGCAGGAGAAAAAUUCAAGGAGGUCGCCGAGGCAUAUGAAGUUCUUAGUGAUCCAAAGAAACGAGAAAUAUACGACCAAUAUGGAGAGGAAGGUUUGAAAGGAGGAGGAGGGCCCACAGACGGACAAGGCAGCAACUUCACCUAUACCUUCCACGGAGAUCCUCACGCGACGUUCGCCACCUUUUUCGGUGGCGCCAACCCUUUCGAAAUGUUUUUCGGCCGGAAGGUCAACGGGAGAGAUGAUGAUGACAUGGAAGUGGACGGUAGUGAUCCUUUUGGUUCUUUUACAAGUUUUAACAUUAACGGGUUCCCUCGCGAUCGCCACGUAGGUCUCGGAGGUCAAUCCCGGAGAAAACAAGACCCAGCGAUCCACCACGAGCUGCGCGUAUCGUUAGAGGAGGUCUUUCAUGGGUGUACCAAGCGCAUGAAGAUCUCUCGCAAGCGCUUGAAUCCAGAUGGACGGACCAUGAGGACCGAGGACAAAAUCCUUACUAUUGAGAUAAAGCGGGGAUGGAAGGAGGGUACCAAAAUCACAUUUCCACGCGAGGGUGACGAAUCACCUGGCACCAUUCCAGCGGACAUCGUGUUCGUAAUCAAGGACAAGCCUCACGCCCACUUUCGACGAGAGGGCUCAGAUAUCGUGUAUCCUGUGCGCGUCAGUUUACGUCAGUCUUUGUGUGGCUGCUCAGUUACUGUGUCAACAAUAGAUGGAAAAACAUGCAACAUGAAGAUCACUGACGUCAUCAAACCUGGCAUGAGGAAGAUCAUCGCCGGACAGGGACUGCCCUUCCCUAAGAACCCUGAGCAAAGGGGCGACCUCAUAGUGGAAUUUGAUGUGACCUUUCCAGAGAGUCUGCCAUCCACUGCUAAGGACGUCCUGAAACGGCACCUGCCAACUUCAUAGAGGGAAGUGGGCUGACGGAAAUGGCAUUACCAUCCAAUCAUUAGCCCCACCCUCCCUUAGUCACCACCAUGGGACAAUGCUGACAAAUCACCACUAUACCCCCAUAAAGAAUGUGCAAUUUCUAUUUUUGAACUGUUUAGCAUUUUGUUCUAUUUUGUUUUGCUUUGCUUUUUUAAAUAUGUUGCAUGCUGUAAUAAGGUCAUAAAAGUGCAAGUGCAAUAUUCCUAUCAAUAUUCGUAUUGUCUGAAAGUAAAUAACAAAUUUGAUUCCUUUUCAAA
Molecule: messenger RNA, 1571 nt
Organism: Electrophorus electricus (electric eel)
Lineage: Eukaryota; Metazoa; Chordata; Actinopteri; Gymnotiformes; Gymnotidae
Gene: dnajb4
Product: DnaJ heat shock protein family (Hsp40) member B4
Biological process (GO): negative regulation of transcription by RNA polymerase II
Cellular component (GO): cytosol
Molecular function (GO): protein-folding chaperone binding
Source: RefSeq, a predicted model, not a curated record